Molecule: messenger RNA, 586 nt
Organism: Plectropomus leopardus (leopard coralgrouper)
Lineage: Eukaryota; Metazoa; Chordata; Actinopteri; Perciformes; Serranidae
Source: RefSeq, a predicted model, not a curated record
AUGGGUAAGAUCAUCUUCUACGAGGACAGGAACUUCCAGGGUCGCUCCUAUGAGUGCAGCAGUGAAUGCUCUGACCUGCAUUCCCAUUUCAGCCGCUGUAACUCCAUUAGAGUUGACAGUGGGGACUGGAUGGUCUACGAGAGGCCAAGCUACAUGGGCUACCAGUACUUCCUGAGGAGGGGCGACUAUCCCGACUACCAGCGCUGGAUGGGAUUUAACGACUGUGUGCGAUCCUGCCGUAUGAUCCCUAUGCAUCAAGGCUCACACAAAAUGCUGAUCUACGAGCGCCCAGAGUUCAAAGGCCAGAUGAUGGAGCUGAUGGACGAUAUUCCCUCCCUGUACGAGCGCUUCCACUUAAACGACAUUUCUUCUUGCAACGUGAAGGACGGUUACUGGAUCUUUUACGAGCACCCUAACUACAGGGGACGGCAGUACCUGGUGCGCCCCGGGGAAUACAGGAGAUUCCAUGAGUGGGGGAGCAUGAAUUCGAAGGUGGGAUCCAUCAGACGUAUCACAGUGUGAGAAAACCUGAUGUCUAAAUUCUGUUUAUGUAAAGUACUGUCAAUAAAGUCAAUAAAUCUCUCCA